AUGGCGACCGACACGACAGACUCCUCGUCCGUACCGACAAACUCCCAGGGCACCGACGCCCCUACACCCGUCACGAGCCUGGCCAACGAUGGCACCAGCCGACAAGGCGAGGACACUCUGGGAUUCGGCUGGGACGGCAGCGCCUGUCUGCCCACUGCCUUUACCGCCGGCGGCGCCUCAUCAUCAUCACCAUCGUCAUCACAGCAGCACUGCCAGAAGAAGCGCAAAGUCGACGACUCGGAGCUGGAUCCUCGACUCAUGGGUGUCUGCCCGACAUCGAGGAGCAUCGAGGAGCUCUCCAAGCGCUCGCUCGACCACUUCCCCAACCCCGACCUGCUCUUUCCCAUGCCGGCCCUCGAGUUCGACUUUCGCAUCGCCGUCUCCCUCAACCCCGAGCUGUCGCGCUCCGAGAACAGAGUCCACAAGGAAAUCAUCACCGUCACCAGCGGUAAAUGGUCGGGGACCUUUGGCAACGGUCGCGUUCUGGCUGGUGGAUAUGACCUCGGUCAAGCCCGUGGCUUCCGCCCAAUUCGCAUCGUCGAAGGCGCCUUUGUCCUGCAGACCGACGAAGCAGCUCCUGCAGUCUUUGAGAUGCGCACCCGUGGCUCCCUCUCUGGCCCUUGCAACGUUCUCGACGUCCUCCUGAGCCCCCGAAAGGCAAAGGACAUUGACCCACGCCAGUACAGCUUCCGCAUGUUCUGCACCGUCAAGGCGGCCGACAAGCGCUACGCCGAGCUUGUCAACUGCGGCCUCUGGGUUGCCAGCGGCGUUUGGAAGGGCGAUGAGCUCAUUAUCGAUGCCUUCCGCGUCACGUAA
Messenger RNA from Akanthomyces muscarius, 816 nucleotides. RefSeq lists its product as uncharacterized. NCBI's taxonomy places the organism in Eukaryota, Fungi, Ascomycota, Sordariomycetes, Hypocreales, Cordycipitaceae. The record is from RefSeq and is a predicted model, not a curated record. Bases 1 to 816 code for a protein of 271 amino acids. The transcript is spliced from 5 exons.